GCGCGCGCACAGUCAGCGGCCGCGCGCAGCACGCCCAGAGCCGACAUGGCGGCGGCAGUGGCGGCGUCUGGAAGCGGGACGCCCCGCGAGGAGGAGGAGCCGGGGGGAGAGGCAGCGACUUCGCAGCCCCAAGUCCCGACAAAUGCGUCUGGGGCUCGUGGGGCUCGGCUCUCGAGGCUGCCUCUGGCGCGAGUGAAGGCCUGGGUGAAGGCGGCCCCCGACGUGACGCUGGCGGGACAGGAAGCCAUCUUCAUUCUGGCACGAGCCGCGGAACUCUUUGUGGAGACCAUUGCAAAAGAUGCCUACUGCUGUGCUCAGCAAGGAAAGAGGAAAACCCUCCAGAGGAGAGAUUUGGAUAAUGCAAUAGAAGCUGUGGAUGAAUUUGCGUUUCUGGAAGGCACUUUGGAUUGAUUGCUGACCUGGCAGUUCUGGGAGCCUUCCCCUGCAUCCUUCAGCUCACCCCCCUCCGUGGGUCUCAGCUCUGAAGCACAGUCUUCGCACUCAGUACGCUCAUCCUGAUCUGCCUUCUCUAAGCCGGGAUGAACAGAGAUCUCAUCUGUUAGCAUUUCUCUACAAGGUCUUCCACCGCGUGUCUUCCACUUUGGGCCUGGGUGUAGCUGCUCCUCUUUGGGAGAGAUGAAGAAUGUCAUCUGCGUAGGUGGCUUAUGAAUGAUGAGGACCAGAAUAAAGAAUUCUGCUCAGCUUCAGCCUA
Tupaia belangeri chinensis (Chinese tree shrew) is the source of this 712-nucleotide messenger RNA. RefSeq names its product DNA polymerase epsilon 4, accessory subunit (gene POLE4). Gene Ontology annotation, biological process: DNA-templated DNA replication. The transcript is spliced from 4 exons. Gene Ontology annotation, molecular function: protein heterodimerization activity. Gene Ontology annotation, cellular component: nucleus; epsilon DNA polymerase complex. Lineage: Eukaryota; Metazoa; Chordata; Mammalia; Scandentia; Tupaiidae. The record is from RefSeq and is a predicted model, not a curated record. Bases 46 to 411 code for a protein of 121 amino acids.